Stegodyphus dumicola is the source of this 3444-nucleotide messenger RNA. RefSeq names its product gamma-tubulin complex component 3 homolog. Gene Ontology annotation, biological process: meiotic cell cycle; cytoplasmic microtubule organization; spindle assembly. NCBI's taxonomy places the organism in Eukaryota, Metazoa, Arthropoda, Arachnida, Araneae, Eresidae. Gene Ontology annotation, cellular component: microtubule organizing center; spindle pole; gamma-tubulin complex. The record is from RefSeq and is a predicted model, not a curated record. Gene Ontology annotation, molecular function: gamma-tubulin binding; microtubule minus-end binding.
UUGCCUUGAAAUAAUCUUUUCUGUGAAAAAUAAAAUAUGAAAGUUGCAUAAGGGAAAAUUCUAAUUCUGAGAGUAUUUGAAUUAUUGUGAGAGAAAAAAAAAUAGUUCUAUUAUUGUAGAAAGCACUGUAACUGUACCUUCCAAAAUAAAAAUGUAGCAGACGUUUAAAUUUUAUAUUAAACUGUAUCAGAUUUGAAGCAUCUAGCAUAUGCACUAAUAAUAUUCCAGAAUACGCCGCUAUGGGGUUUCAGCAAAUGUAUCUAUGACUGUUUUCAAGAAAUUUCUCUUUCUUUGUUUUUGUUUGAAAUUGUAAAUAAUAUUCGUGUAUUUGUCCAUUUACCCCGUUUUUUAUAUUGGUGGUUACGUACUGGAAAUUAAAAGUCUUUCACUAUGAAUUCUCAAACACAUACAAAUCAUACGUCAGCUUCUUUAGUGCAGAAAUUAGUAUGUCAUAUCACUAGAAAGCCUGCUGACUUAGUUAAAUUAGAAUAUCGUAAUGCUCUUCAAGUACUGAACUGUUCUUUCAUCAACUUCGAUAGCGACGAGUUUUCAAUAUGCGAAAAAAUAAAAAAGAAGUUCAUGAUGGAUGAAAGAGUUAAAGAUGCCUUAACAUUUGUUGAACUAUACCGUAAACUCCAAAGUACCUCAGUAUUAAAAAAUAAAGCAAGUGUAUUACAUUUGUUGUAUUGCUUAUAUGGAUUUGGUAGCGAAAAGUUAGACAUGGGCCAGUGUGUUGCUAGUUGCCCAAAAUUAGGAACUUUGAAUUCAGAUCCAUCAUUAAAAGUACAUGAUAUCAUUAAUAGACAAAUAAACAAAUCCUGUUCAAAUACUGCUGAUUUAACAGGACAGUUUCUAAAAAAUCCGAACAAAGAUCCCAUAACAGAUAUGCGAUUUCUUAAAUAUAUGAAUAAACCGAAUAUUUAUCAAGAUAAUUUAGAAUCUAUUCCAACAAGGGUUUCUCAAGUGGCUGCUAUGUUUGCUACUAGCACAGAAAAACAUUACAUUCUUCCAUCCAGUUUAAAACAAGAAUAUUUAAAUAAUACUAAAGCAACUGAUGAAUGUAAUUCGCAUCAUGCUGGCAACUCACUAGCAAGAAACCUAAGACCUGUUUUGCGUGAUAUAUUGUAUGUAAUUCAAGGUCUUAGAGGAGAUUUAUUAUUUUGGGAACCUGAAAAAAAUAAUUUCAGUGUAUCAUUUAAAGAUGAUUUUCCAAACCCAAUAAAAAGAUUAACACUGCGGUUUGUGGAAUUGGGUUGGAUGUAUUAUCGUAUUAAUGAGUAUUGUACAUCAGAAAGUUGGGAAAAGUCACAUGGACUUAUUGCACAGAGUUUUGUUGCUGCUCUAAAAUCAAAACUAAUUGAUUAUUAUAAAUUAAUUGCUGAAUUGGAAGCAUUUUUACUUCAAGAAAUCAGCUUAGAACAUUUAAAUACCAAUUCAAAUUCUUUAACUUUACAUAAAUUAUCCGUAUGGCUUUUUGAACCUCAUAUGCAGUUGAAAAUGCUUGCUUCUGUUGUAGAUGCCUGUAGAGGUAAAAAAGGAGGUGCUCUUGCAUCUAUUUUAUAUUCACAUUUGCAACAUGGAGACUAUUAUGUCAGAGAACUUAUCCAAUAUUUGCUGCAAGUUGCUACUCAGCCACUUUUUAAAAUGUUGAGUAGUUGGAUAUUUUGUGGUGAGUUAGAAGAUCCUUUUGGAGAAUUCUUAGUUGCUACUAAUAUUGGAAUUUCAGAUGUGUGCCUAUGGCAAGAAAAAUACUGCUUGAAUAAAUCUAUGAUUCCAUCAUUCAUAACUAUGGAGCAAGCAAGGAAAAUUCUUUCAACAGGUAAAGCAAUAAACUUUCUAAGACAGGUGUGCCAAGACAACACUUUUGUACGAGAUGAACAAAGACGCAUCAAAGCACUUGAACUAAUGAGCACUGAAUCUUUAUUUUCUCAUGAAAAAGGAGCAAAUUUUGAAAGCAUAUUAGAAAAAAAUUAUGUUAGAACUAGCAAAAUAGUCUUGCAAGUUUUGCAUGAGAAAUAUAAUUUAAUGGACCAUUUAUUGGCUAUGAGGAAUUAUUUCCUAUUAGGUCAGGGUGAUUUCAUCAGACAUUUGAUGGAUCUCUUAGAUGCUGAUUUAGCUAAACCCGUGAAAAAUGUAUACAUUCAUAACAUCACUGGAGUGUUAGAAAGUGCAAUAAGGGCCACUAAUGCCCAAUUUCAUAACCCAGAAGUAUUGCAAAGGUUAGAUGUUAGAUUAUUAGAUAUAUCUGUAAUAGGGGAUACGGGGUGGGAUGUAUUUACAUUGGAUUAUCAUGCUGGAGGUCCUAUUGGAACAGUUUUUACACCUCAUUGCAUGAAUUCUUACGUGAGACUUUUCACUGCUUUAUGGAGGGCUAAACGGAUGGAAUUCAUAUUGAAUAAAAUCUCUCAGUCUCGAGCAACUUAUCUGAAAUGGCAAACAAGAAUUCCAGAAGUCACUCCUGUUCUGCAUCAGUGCCACAUUACUUUAGCUCAAAUGGUACAUUUUGUGCAGCAAAUGGAGUACUAUAUGGCAUUUGAAGUUAUGGAAUGUUGCUGGGCUGAUUUAUUAUUAAAAAUAUCUUCUGCACAAGAUUUGGACCAGGUCAUUGCAGCACAUGAAAAUUUCUUAGAUACUUUAUUAACAAGAGCAUUGCUGGAUGAAGAAUCUUUAAUUCUUCGCACGCAGUUGAAGGCUAUUUAUGAUUUAAUUAUAGAUUUUGACAAAAUCCAAAGCUUAUUUUGGAAUCAUAUAAAAGAAGUUGUAGAGAAAUUAAAUGAUCAAGAUGAGCUUAACAACUCUAAUAUUAAUUCAGAGACAUGGAGUAUAUCUGCAAAACAAAAGAAAGAAUAUAAUGAACUUAUAGCAGUUUUGAAGAGUAAGCAUAUUCCUACUACAAAAGCUGAACUUAAAAUUUUGUCCCAUUCUUAUGAAGAUAUGGUACAAAAAUUUCUGAUUAUGUUAAAUGAUCAAGAUGACCCUAACCUUCGAUUUCUGAGCUUUCGUUUAGAUUUUAAUGAACAUUUUAAGAGAAAAAAUUCACGUCUUCAGACGUCACUUACUUACCAGAAUCGUAGAAAAUCAAUCAAGUAGAAAAUUUUCUUAUGUCCUUAUUGUCUCAGAAUGUUUCCUUAAUAUGAUAAUGAACAUCUGUGGUAUGUUUUGUUAUAAUAUAUGAAAUUUAGCAUGCAGUAGCUUAGUUCCAAGUUGUAUAUUAAUUUAAGAACUACUAUGCUUAUGUCACCUGUUCUGCAAAGUACAAAUGAACUAUUAUUAACUGUUUUGUUGUAUUUCUCUGCUACUGUUAACUGUCACUUUAAUAGAUUUUUCAGCUAAUCUUUGGAUUAUGGUAACUUGGUGAUUUUUUGGCGACUAACCCUGCUACAGCAACCUGCUAGUUUUUGUUUGGAUGCCAUUUUGUUUUCACGAAGUAAAGGCUUUUCUUUU